This is a messenger RNA of Exophiala spinifera, 447 nucleotides long. Its product is annotated as golgi apparatus membrane protein TVP18. Gene Ontology annotation, cellular component: Golgi membrane. The transcript is spliced from 4 exons. Lineage: Eukaryota; Fungi; Ascomycota; Eurotiomycetes; Chaetothyriales; Herpotrichiellaceae. The record is from RefSeq and is a predicted model, not a curated record. Gene Ontology annotation, biological process: vesicle-mediated transport. The coding region runs from base 1 to 447 and encodes 148 amino acids.
AUGACUCUCGCGGAGGAAUUCAAGUCACGUAACUUCAGUAUUUACGGACAAUGGCUGGGAGUACUAUGCAUCAUUCUAGGCUUUGCGUUGGGUAUCGCCAACAUAUUCCACUUCAAUGCCCUCAUCGCAUUUAGUAUCAUCCUUCUGGCUUCAUCAUUCGUCCUCAUAUUCGUCGAAAUCCCCCUCCUCCUGCGCAUCUGCCCUACCUCGGCCAAGUUCGAUGCCUUCAUUCGCCGAUUCACCACGAACUACAUGCGAGCAGCGAUCUACGGGAUCAUGUCGAUCGUCCAAUGGCUCAGUCUCAUAGUGGAUGCAAGCAGCUUAAUCGCGGCAGCUAUUGUUCUGGCUCUGGCAGCAUUUUGUUAUGCGUUGGCGGGAUUGAAGCAGCAAGAGUUCGUGGGCAGUAAGACACUCGGCGGUCAAGGAGUUGCGCAAAUGAUUGUCUAG